UUUUUUCCACAACACAAAAAUCAAAACAAACAAGCCGGGGCCAGCAUGGUUGACACGGACGUGCAAAUUCGCCUUGCUUGCGACCGGAUUCGUCCAGCUCAGGUGUCCGAGACCGAUUUGCCCAAACUUUUCACUCCCGGCGAGGACAUUCCAACAUGCGCCGGCUUCAUGAGAGGUCAUGGCACGUACACCGAGGGCGACGAUUUGAAGGCCUCCGUGGCUGGAGUGAAGGAGCAAGUCAACAAAUUGAUCUCAAUCAAGCCCCUGAAGAGCAGGUACAACGGAGAGAUCGGAGACGUGGUCGUCGGCAGGAUAGUUGAGGUGCAGCAGAAGAGAUGGAAGGUGGACACCAAUGCGAGACUCGAGUCUGUUUUGCUGCUGUCCUCGGUCAACCUUCCUGGUGGUGAACUGAGAAGGAGAUCUUCGGAAGAUGAGAAAAUGAUGCGAAAGUAUUUGCAAGAGGGAGAUCUCAUCAGUGCUGAGGUGAUGAACGUUUUCCAGGACGGAGCCCUUUCACUGCACACAAGAAGUUUGAGAUAUGGAAAGUUGUCGCAAGGAGUAUUGGUGAAAGUCUUCCCUUCAUUGAUCAUGAGGCGGAAAAACCACUUCCACAGUUUGCCUAACGGAGCUGCCGUCAUUUUGGGCAACAACGGGUUUGUGUGGAUUUGUCCUGCUGGCGGUCUCGACCAUCAGGAAGAUGGAGGUGUGGCAGGAGGAUUCGUUCAAGAUUUAGAAAAGGAAGUGCCAAAGGCAGACAGAGAAGUAAUUGCCAGAUUGAAAAAUUGCAUUUUAGCCCUUGCUAGUUCAAAGAUGAUGCUUUACGACACAUCAAUCAUUUAUGCUUACGAAGAAUCUAUGAAAUACACAAUCACUGAACUUUUGCAGCCAGACGUGAUGAACGAGGUCACUAAUUUAACACAACACAGACUUCAAUUGGAUAUUGCUGAAUAAAAAAAUAUGAAGAAAUAUACUUUUUUAAAUGAGAACAGCGUUUUUUAAUUGUAA
Molecule: messenger RNA, 1005 nt
Organism: Neocloeon triangulifer
Lineage: Eukaryota; Metazoa; Arthropoda; Insecta; Ephemeroptera; Baetidae
Gene: Rrp4
Product: exosome complex component RRP4
Exons: 6
Coding region: 46-951 (301 amino acids)
Biological process (GO): nuclear polyadenylation-dependent rRNA catabolic process; CUT catabolic process; poly(A)-dependent snoRNA 3'-end processing
Cellular component (GO): cytoplasmic exosome (RNase complex); nuclear exosome (RNase complex)
Molecular function (GO): RNA binding
Source: RefSeq, a predicted model, not a curated record